Molecule: messenger RNA, 1296 nt
Organism: Rotaria sordida
Lineage: Eukaryota; Metazoa; Rotifera; Eurotatoria; Philodinida; Philodinidae
Source: the annotation of a GenBank genome assembly
AUGAUCGUAUUUGGUCUUUACUUUAUCAUUACAAUACAUCUUGCUUAUAGUCAAGAUAUUUGUAAUACAAUUAAUUGUGGUACGGGUGUUUGUAUAUUAACACUAAAUCCUUCAUUACCUUAUUAUUGUCGAUGUCCUAAUGGUAAAAAUACAAUAUUACCAUGUCCAUCUGAAAAUCCAUGUUUAAGAAAUCCUUGUGGAUUAGGUUUAUGUGAAAUAGUACCAAGUUUAGCUCAUGGAUAUAUUUGUCGAUGUCCUGGUGAUAUUAUUUCAUUAACACAUUGCAAUGUUACACGUACUGGUUGUUAUUCAAAUCCUUGUGUAAAUGGUUUAUGUAUUGAAGGUUUAGCAAGUUAUUAUUGUAAUUGUUUACCGACAUGGACUGGAAAAUUAUGCAAUGAAAAAAUCAUUUCACCUUGUUCAAAAAGUCCAUGUAAUCCGGGCAAAUGUUUUCAACUUGAUGAUCGAAAUUUACCAUUUGUUUGUUUAUGUCCAAAUGGACAAUUUGGUUUAUCUUGUCAUACUUUUGCAUAUCCAUCUUCGACUGCUCGAAUGUUGACGACUAUUACAAGUACAACUACACGUUCACCUUAUACAUGCAAUCCAUCGGAUCCUCAGGCUUGCAUGAAUGGCGGAAAAUGUUUACAAAUAACACUUAGUCAUCGGUGUUUUUGUACUCCAGGUUUUACUGGUACUUUUUGUGAAACGAAUAUUAAUGAAUGUGAAUCAAAUCCAUGUCAACAUGGUGGAGUUUGUUAUGAUCUUGAUGCAUCGUAUAUUUGCUAUUGUCCAGAUGGAUUGUUUCAUCCACAAUGUUUACCUAGAUCAAUUAUAACGAGUACUGCUCGUUCAUUGAUGUGUCCCUGUCAAAAUGGAGGUACAUGUGCAAUGCUCGGUUCCGAAAUAUGUGUAUGUCCUAAUGGUUUUACUGGUCGUUUUUGUGAACAUUUAUUACCAACUAGUAGUUGUAGUGGAAUCAAAUGUUCAAAUGGUGGUACAUGCCAUGAGAAUGCAUCAGAAUUAUCUGUCUUAGCUUAUUGUGUAUGUAAAAGUGGAUAUACAGGAAAAUUUUGUGAAACUGAAUAUUUUCGAUGUCGAUCAAAUGGUCGUUUUGCUGAUUUAUAUAAUUGUAUAGAAGGAAAAUAUUUUGAAUGUAUUCAUUAUCAACAAGGUAUUAGUUCAAAUCCAUAUGGAAUGUUAUUAAGUCGAAAUUGUCCAUCAACACUUCGAUUUAAUACACAAGUUGAUCGAUGUGAUUAUCCGCAUAAUGUUCAAUGUCUUUAUCCUCAAAAAUAA